AUCCUUAAAGACGUACACUUGUACAGUGUGAACUUGUUCACUGUUAUAAUAAUUCCAUAAACAUCCUUUAGAUGAGGACGACCAAAUAGCUCGAGCACUAGCAAUGAAGUUUGAAGAGAAGGGCGCUAAAUAUUACAACAACGCUGAUACAAUGAAUAAACAAAAAGUCGCUGUUUUCAGCUUAACGAAAUACCUGAUCGAGAAAACUGACAUAGAUAUUGAAGAAGAAUUUGAGAAAUUUCCUUAUGGAUUGACAAAACCAUACGCCGUGUCGCAGAAGCACGAACAUAUUCAACGAAACAGAUAUAAAGGGAUUUAUCCAUACGACGACACAAGGGUCAAGCUACGCGACUUUGAGACAGAUUACAUUAAUGCUAGUUUCAUAGACGGCUAUAAUAAACGACAUGCGUACAUUGCAGCCCUAGGUCCCAUGUCAAAGCAGCUCGGGGAUUUCAGUCCAUUUUGGCAGAUGAUCUGGCAAGAGAAAGUGGAAAAAAUUGUCAUGUUGACCAACCUUGUAGAAGAUGGAAAAGACAAAUGCGAGCAAUAUUGGCCACAUCCUGGAACCAGUAAACACUACGGAAUGCAUUCUGUUUCCUGUCUGAACGAGGAUGAGUAUGCCGACUAUAAAAGGAGGGAAUUCACUAUUUCAAAGAAACGUGUCCCCCGGAGCUUUCUAUAG
Messenger RNA from Mya arenaria, 682 nucleotides. Its product is annotated as receptor-type tyrosine-protein phosphatase epsilon-like. Gene Ontology annotation, molecular function: protein tyrosine phosphatase activity. Lineage: Eukaryota; Metazoa; Mollusca; Bivalvia; Myida; Myidae. The record is from RefSeq and is a predicted model, not a curated record. Gene Ontology annotation, biological process: protein dephosphorylation. The coding region runs from base 104 to 682 and encodes 192 amino acids. The transcript has 7 exons.